Molecule: messenger RNA, 610 nt
Organism: Rotaria sp. Silwood1
Lineage: Eukaryota; Metazoa; Rotifera; Eurotatoria; Philodinida; Philodinidae
Source: the annotation of a GenBank genome assembly
AUGGAUGAUUUUUUAUGGGAUUGGGUUUUAUCUUAUCAAGAAUUGGUUUUUACACGAAUAUCACCCGAACACAAAUUGCGCAUCGUUUCAGAAUUUCAACGACGUGCUGAAAUUGUCGCUGUUACGGAUAAUAGAGCUAAAGAUGUACCAGCACUUAAAUGUGCUCAUCUUGGUGUAGCCAUACAAUUUGAUAUAGAAGUAUCGAAAGAAGCUGGUGAUAUAAUUCUGCUCGAUAACAAUUUUUCAUCGAUUAUUCAAGCAAUUGAAACCGGUCGUUUAUUAAGUGAUAAUUUGAAGAAAGUAGCCGUUUAUCGAUUACCCGAAGGCUCUUGGUCACAAAUUUGGCCUGUUUUCUUUAAUUUAUGGUUUGGUAUGCCAUUAGCUUUGUCUGCCCUUUGGGCUACAGUUUUCUGUAUGCUUAAUGAUGUAGUUAUGUCAUUAGCAGUGGUAACGGAAAAGCCUAACCGUGAUAUUAUGUCUCGACCACCAUCGAUUCAUGGAAAAGAUCAUCUACUGAAUAUAAAACUCCUUAUUCAUGCUUAUUUAUUUGUUGGAAUUCUCGAAUGUUUCACAGCAUUCUUCUGCUUUUGUUAUUAUUGGAUUGACAAUG